Molecule: messenger RNA, 453 nt
Organism: Penicillium manginii
Lineage: Eukaryota; Fungi; Ascomycota; Eurotiomycetes; Eurotiales; Aspergillaceae
Exons: 3
Coding region: 1-453 (150 amino acids)
Source: RefSeq, a predicted model, not a curated record
AUGGCUGAUUCCGUACAGUUCGUUGACGGGCUGUCAUAUCUCAUGGCCAACAGUUUCUACCACACAUCUCUGGAUUGCUCUAGCGUCCUCGUGAAUCUCAAUGGGCAUGUUAAAAUCGCACGGAUCGAUUGCUGUGUUAUCCGGCAACAGGGCGCAAUUCAAGCCAGUGACUUGGCACCAGUCUCCAGAAUCAUGAUGGAAUUGAUGCAGAAGUAUGUCAAAGAAGAUGGGGCAGUAGGAAUUGAUAAUCUCGACCGCUUGAGAAGCUGCCCGGCUGCGAUCGAAUUUCUCUGCGCAACGACCUCGGCAAGCACUUUUCAGGAACUGAAAGAACAACGACUGUUGACGCAAAUUCCAUGCCGCCCAGGGAAUCUCAUCGGACUUGCAUGGUUCGCGUUGAUCUCCGCUCGCGCAUUCUACUCAUACACGCCAGGGCCCAUGAAGAACGAUUAA